This is a messenger RNA of Acanthaster planci (crown-of-thorns starfish), 1993 nucleotides long. RefSeq lists its product as uncharacterized. The record is from RefSeq and is a predicted model, not a curated record. Lineage: Eukaryota; Metazoa; Echinodermata; Asteroidea; Valvatida; Acanthasteridae.
GUUUGCUAGGGACAUUUUAUCUCAACACUUGAAAACUCUUAACAAAUAUUCUACAAUUAUUGAUGUCCGACUAGUCAGCGAGCGAUUCAUACGGACAGCUUAGAUCCCAUGUAGUUAUCGUUGGUCUGAUCUCGAUGAACUGAACUUCUGCUUCUAAGACAGUUUUUUUUUUCGGCAAAAGUACAUAUUUGAAUGGUGACGAGAUGAGGAGAGUUGUCCACGGACUUCUGUUGUUCUCUGCAGCGCUUCUGCUUCAAAAUGCAUGUGGUCAAGGUACGACACCAGCUCCUAAGCGACCGAUUCCUCCACCGCCCCCUCCCCCACCCCCAAAUAUGCCGCCCAUGUUUCGGAACAGAACUGAUCCGCUGACGACUGCCGCCCCCACCAGAGAUCCAAUGGACCUCAUCAACCGAGGAGCAAUUGAACUCAAACUUGACAUUGAAUACUCCCUGUUCAUGACGGACAAUGAGAGGGACAAGUUCAAGGGCACGAUGGCUGCCACCUGCAACCAUUACUGCGCAACUAAAGGAAAAUGCCUCAUUAUUCCAGGGACAGCAGAUGCGGAUGAUGUGUCGGUGUAUAAAACUCGGGCUCUUUCAGAGAUGAAGCGGACGGCUGCGUCUUUCUACAUCAUAAACCCUUACGACAGUACAAGUCUCACCAUGACAUCAGAACAGCUCAUGAACAUGAUUACUACAGAGCGAAAGGCAAUUGAGGCGGAUCUGGGAUACAGACUUGAUCUGGACGAUCUAGGUGUUCCGACCAAACCCGCAGACCCCGGUCCAGUCUUGGAAUGGUGGGCUAUCACAUUGAUUUCUGUAAGCGGGGUGUUGAUACUCGCCGUUGUAGUCGCUACUGUGUAUGUACUCAUCAAGGGGAAAAAGAGCAACAAGAGCGACCUAAUGGAGAUGUACGAUGAAAACCGAAAAGAGAGUUUCAAGCAAAUGACGGACUACGCCAACCCGCAAGAAGGUGACGUAGAAGCCAACGUCGAUAUAGACGUGACGGAUGGCGACAUGUCGGAUAGCGACGACACCUGAGUGAGAUUUGUACUAAAUGGAAUUUGAGCAGUGACCAACUCGGCUGAAGAUUCUGUGGAAUGUGGCUCUGGAUAAAGCAAGCAUUUGCAGCUUCUGAAUUUUAUUUGUUGAAGAAAAUAGUCUUGAAUCUUUGAAAUUCUGGCAAAAUCAUUUUAACUAGCAGGAUUUUUCCAUAGCACGUAGAUGAGUUGGAGGCUUCUUACCGUAAAAGAACUAAUCAUAUUUGGCUGUCUUUUCAGUCUGAAUCUUAAAACAGCGUUUUAUAUCAUUACAUCACGUCUUUGCUUAGAAUGGACAAUUUAACCUCCAAGAUAAUGUUCAAAAUCGUAAACCUUUCGGAAUAAAGGACUUUUUAGUAUAAUCAGGGUACUCAUUAAUGGUGCUGGUCUGCAGGAAUUUCAAUUUCAGGCAUCACGCGUACAUAAAGAAAGAAUAUAUAACCUAUUUGGGCAACUCUUUUGACUUAAAAUUCUGAUGUCUUUCCUUGUACAUUGGGCAUUUUCUAUCUGGUUUACCAAUGAAGCACUCCAGCCUUUUGUCUCUUUAAUCUCAAAAAACUGUGUGUGAAAACCUAGGACCAAUAUCAUCGGCAGGAUUUGGGGCAUUACGUUUCGGGAACGUUUGACGCGAGUGAUUGUUUGGCUCUCCGUAUUGUUGAACAUGGAUACAAACAUUCAAAGAUUAAGCCUGAAAAGGUAUCAAUUCAAAACAAAGCUCGAAUCAAUCUGGAUUUAACAACUAUCCAUGGGUACAUCACUGCUGUUUUACACUGUAACUUGAAACCACCGAUCAAUGUAGCUCUUAACUGCAAUCUUGUAUCAUUUUAGAAAACUUGCAGACUUUGCAGUUCUGGAUUGUUUCCUCUUACAAUUUAGAACGUGUUUUCAUACUUCAUCUUUUCCAAGUUUCUUCACAGAAAUAAAACAUUGAGAACACAACAUUGACAAAAAGAA